AUAAAAUAUACAAAGUUCCUUUCUUUUCUCUUUUCACAUUCACUCAUACUAUAUAUUAUAUUUCACAAAUAUUUUAAUCACUCUGCAAUUCCUAUAUAUAAAUCCAAUAUCAAACACAGUUUCUUCUUUCAAACAUUCUUUACAUUUUGUUCGAUGCAACUUUCAAUAAUGAAUACGGCUACUAUUUUCAAUUCUUUUCAAUUACUUUUGAUUUUCACUUGCAUGUUGUUAAUUAAUGCAGCAAUAGUGACACAAGGUGCACGCUAUCAUCACGAAAGUACCUUCAACUAUUUAUCCUCUACAAACAUUUCCAACCAGAACCACCACUGGAUUGGACCCAUCGGUCACCGUGUAAUCACCGUUGAUGUUAACGGUGGAGGUCAGUUCCGGUCCGUUCAAGAAGCCGUUAAUGCCGUACCGGACAACAAUAGAAUGAAUGUCCUUAUUCAAAUCAGUGCCGGAUACUACAUAGAGAAGGUGGUGGUGCCGGGGACGAAGCCAUACAUUACGUUUGAAGGAGAGGGGAGGGAAGUGACGGUGAUAGAAUGGCAUGAUAGAGCGAGUGAUCCUGGUCCCAACGGACAACAACUACGUACUUAUAGAACUGCUUCUGUAACUGUCUUUGCUAAUUAUUUCUCUGCUAAAAAUAUCACUUUCAAGAACACAGCGCCGGCACCAAUGCCCGGGAUGCAAGGAUGGCAAGCGGCGGCGUUUCGGAUAUCAGGUGACAAAGCAUACUUUUCCGGGUGUGGUUUCUACGGCGCACAAGAUACACUUUGCGACGACGCUGGUAGGCAUUACUUUAAGGAGUGUUACAUUGAGGGUUCCAUUGAUUUUAUUUUUGGAAAUGGAAGAUCCAUGUACAAGGAUUGCGAGCUACAUUCAAUAGCAACGAGGUUCGGGUCCAUAGCAGCCCAGGAUAGGAAAUACCCAUACGAGAAGACAGGUUUCGCAUUCGUACGUUGCAGGGUGACAGGUACAGGCCCACUAUAUGUGGGCCGUGCAAUGGGCCAGUAUUCAAGAAUAGUAUACGCAUACACAUACUUCGAUAAUAUAGUUGCACACGGCGGUUGGGAUGAUUGGGACCACGCCAACAACAAAAACAAGACUGUGUUCUUUGGAGUGUACAAGUGUUGGGGACCAGGAGCAGAGGCCGUGCGUGGGGUCUCAUGGGCAAGGGAAUUGGAUUUCGAAUCUGCGCAUCCAUUUCUCGUUAAGAGUUUCGUCAAUGGAAGACACUGGAUCGCACCCACUGAUGCUUAGCCAUACCCAUAUGUUUUAACAUUUUUUCAUUCUUGUUAAUAUUAGGAAUUCUUUUGUUGAUAAUUCAUUCUUUCUAGAGGGGUUGUCGUUCUGUAGUGUACCAAGGUUGUCUAUUGACCAUUCUUUGAUCUCCUUCAAAUGUAUUAAGAUAUUAUUAUAUAAUUAUAAAGGUCCAAUUUUUUAUUUAUU
Molecule: messenger RNA, 1452 nt
Organism: Cicer arietinum (chickpea)
Lineage: Eukaryota; Viridiplantae; Streptophyta; Magnoliopsida; Fabales; Fabaceae
Product: probable pectinesterase 68
Biological process (GO): cell wall modification; pectin catabolic process
Molecular function (GO): pectinesterase activity
Source: RefSeq, a predicted model, not a curated record